UGAAACUUCUAAAUUUUUAGAUUUUGGUCAAGUAUAGAUUCAGCAUAUUGAUUUUUUAAGCCUAAUUUCGGAUAUUCUAUGUCAUUUUUCAGAAAGAUUCUUUUUUAGGAUAAAAACCGGCAUGUUGACCUAGAUUCGCCGCGUCCUAACAUUCCCACUAUUUGGAUUCGCCCGGUGAUUGAUAAACACUGACAUUUCAUUUACAACGGUAGUACGAGAAAAAUAUUAGUAUUUCAACCGAAAGAAACUUAGGAUUGACAAAACCGGUAGCUGCCGUGACAAGUGUGAUGAUGCAGUGCUGAAAUAUGGAGGGUUUAUUGUGUGUCUGAGUGUUUAUUCUGAGUUUGUUGAGUUUUCUUCUAAUGCUGACUGGGGUUAUAUUUUGGCAAUUCGCCAGUGUAGGAGGUUUGACAGCAGAAAGCCUUUGGGACCCGGGCGCUGUAAAUGACAACGGAGGGAGUCGACAUGCUUAAGUACCUGACGCAGAAAUUUAGAUCUCAAUCUCUAAACGAAAUCCAAUCCAUUCAAAAUAAGGGUGACGAGGACCAUGAUUCGGGGACCGAGUCGGAUGAGGACAUCCACGACCUGGAGGACUUAGAUGAUACUGGUUCCGUUUGUUGCCAGCAUUGUUACUGUUCUUGCAAUCAAACCUCAAUGUCAAGGACAACUCACGAGAUAAGUGAACACAGCUUGGACAGUAUUAGUUGUACCUCGGACUAUGAGCGACAGAGCCUGGACUUUGAAAGACACAGCUCGGAAGAAGAACUGUCAACGAUACACAAAGGAAUAACAUCGGAGAAACGGAAGUGGUCACACGCGCAUUCAGCAAGCUGUGACAGUACCGGAAGUGUAGAUGAAGAAGUCAAAGAAUUAAUGCUGGAACCCCAACCGAUCUUGUUCAGUUCUUCGCCGCCGAAAGACAUAACCGUUGACUGUAUUUCACUGAACCAAAAUAACGAACAAAUUUGUGAUGAAACAAUACAAUUCAUAGUUGGACCAGAGUCUCAGAAAUCAAAUUUCAGAUCAGAAAACCCUUGUGCUGUAGUUAUAACUAAAGACAAGAGAACGCACAAAGCUAACACAUCACAGUCUAAAAUAACGUACCCAAAAGGCACCGUUCCUAUGUUAAUUUCCCCAAGAAAACGCCAUCGUAAAGUUUCCGUCUCAGACAACAAGAACGAGUCAUCGUCCACCAUGAGACGCCCAAGUCUCGACUUCGAGAAAAUGCAGAAAAAUGCGGUGAAGAAACAAUGUGUACACAGUGUUGGCAAAGCGAAAGUCGUUAAAAUCAAGACCGUAAGCGGAAGCAAUGCGGUGACUUCAAAAUGUUUGUCGGACCCCGCCAUAUUCUCCUUCCGGUCCAUAAGUAGCGUCCGGUUCGGACAGCUUACUCCCGUGGAACAACCGCCAUGUGCGUACUAAAGAUGGCACUACCGUGGUGAAUACGGAAUGUGAUCACAGAUAUGGACAAAUAUGAUGCAGGGGACACAAAAUAGUGCGUUAGGUAGUGUUGGAUUACAAUGCUUAUUAUUUCUCAGGCAAAACUGUUUUCCUCAGGAAAAGACGAAAAGUACAACGCGGUAGGGGACAGAGGGACAAGAUGUGUGUAUGAAAGAGAAUGAGUGCAUAGCUCCGGACUACGGAGAAUGGAGAUGUUGUGUUCAAAGACAGGUCGUUUGGUGUUUUUAUUUUACCAAGAACAACAUAAUUAUAUUGAUAUCACAAGUGACUUGAAAAUGGCAAACUCUCAUCGUCAACCUGUGUACGCGUACUGUGUGGUUCACAUCAGAAUCUUGCCAUGCGACAUUUAUUUUCAUAUCCACUAUUUAAACGCACAGAUUUCUUUGUAGGAACAUUUAUACAUUUUAUGAAUGUGUGUAAAAGCGUAGUCCUCCCCACAUUUUCUACCUCCAAUUACUAGAGAUUACUAUAUGUAGAUCAUGUCUUUCCAAUGUUGUAUUACCACUUUGGUCACAUUAUUGACGGAAGUUCCAUACAACCUCUAGUUUUUUAUUCCCUAUAUACGUCUGUGUAACUCCUUUUUGUAUGCUACUUGAUGUGAUGAAAUAGUGUCAUGUUGUGCAUUAAGUAUCAUUAAUUUUCUUCAUUUCCUGUUAAAGAUCUGAUAUUGCACAAAGUAAUCGAUUGUGUCGCAUGUAAUGUGAUACCUUGCAAUAGCGAGAAAUGGGAAGGGGUCCUGAUAGAAACAAUGAGACGGCCGAUGUUCUAUAUAUUAACAUAGGUAUAGGUUUGCAUCAAUCAUGCAGCUGUUUGAAGCCAUUAUACGCAUAUCUACGCCGAAUCUCCAAUAGGAUGCAACGGCGCAAAACGCAAUUAUUAUAUAGUGAUACAAGUUAUUCGGAUACAUCUGGAAUGAUCGUUUUUACUUUAAUUGCUGAAUUGAAACAUUAUCAUUCACUGUGUCAUUCUUUAUCGAUCACUGCAGAAUUGUUCACUGCCAAAAUAAUGGCCUCUUCCCCCCAAAAGUCACUUGGUAGUACCCUCAAUAUCUAGUAAACGACACGUGACUUUUCCCGUCAGCAGUUGUCCAGAUCAUGAUGACCUGCCUAUGACAUUUGUGCAAUAAUAGGACUUUUCCAUUUUAUCCACCUUUUUUGAGCCGUGAAGUGGCUAUCGCUGGUCGAUCAGCCAUUCUGUGUAAAACGGACGCUUCUCCAUGUCUUUUGAUAUAAAGAACCCAUAGCAUGCGAGAACGAUUAGAAUAAUCUGUUUUGUUUUUAUUAAAGACGCACAAUGUAUAUUUUGUUUGUUUGAUACGUUCAGGAAGUCGGCGUAGAUCUGUGUGAUUACAUGACGUUUGAUGUUGUCGAGUUACAUAUGUACUGUUCACUGUGUAGGUGGGCCGCGUUCUUUAUCACAGCGAGUCGACACAGCUCUUCGCUCGCAGCACAUAGAGACCACAUAGAGAACGGUGUGUAUAGACGCACAUAAACAAAUAUUAUCCACGUCUCUUUAUUUAGUUUUAUUGAUACUAAUCAACUUAAGUAGAAAGUGUGAUCAAACGCCAGUCUAUGACCCGUUUGAAAUUAUUUUCUUAUUUCUUUACAUAUCAAAAGUGUGAUUAGAGCAAUCAUCAAGUUGAACAAGCCUGUUCUAAACGGGGAUAAUUCAGGAAACCCGGAUCGAAAGCAAUUUUCUGGGUAAUAUACAUGAAUUAAAGCCUAUCAUAUACAUGUUUGACAGACUUUGAAAAUAUCGAUAUCAAAAAAACUAUCAUCACGCCUAAUGCUAGGACGGAGAUAAAGGGAAAGUGGUCGUUUAAUUUCGCGCCAUUGUUCAGCACGACCUCGUUGUCGCGAUGAAUGCUCUGGAAAUCAAAAGGAUCCGCUACAAAUAGCUCUUACGUAAUAUGAAUAUGAGAUAAAAUAUUUUUGUAAGCAUUUUCUCUCUACUUUGGUAAGGAUAUAACUAUUCCAAUUACGAAUGGCAAAAGUACAUACAGUUAGGAUAUAUGGACUUUGUACCUGUCAUGAUUGACUAUGGUAUGUGUAUAGAUAUUAUUGUAUACAAGUUCUUAGUUUUUGUGUACUUUUUUGAACAAAGUUUCCGACUGCAAUGCAAGUGAAUGAAACGUAAUAAAAAACUAAAAAUUAA
Molecule: messenger RNA, 3615 nt
Organism: Magallana angulata
Lineage: Eukaryota; Metazoa; Mollusca; Bivalvia; Ostreida; Ostreidae
Exons: 5
Coding region: 445-1422 (325 amino acids)
Source: RefSeq, a predicted model, not a curated record